AUGAAUACAACUAACAAUAAAGAGAAUAUUACUUUGAUUUGGUUCGACUCAAAUAUCAAUUCCAAUACUCAUCUAGAACAAGCAAUUAAACAACUACGUCAAAUCAAUGAUUAUGUUGUUUUUCACACUCAACUCCAAUCUUGCAUUACUUUCAUUCAAUCAAUUCAUAAUGACAGAAUCAUCUUCAUCUCUUCAAUUGAUGAUACAUCACAAAUAUUAUCUCAUAUUGCAACGUUACCUCAAAUUGACAGCAUCUUUGUCUUCAAUUGGAAAAAAAUCGAUCACCAACAUUUAUUUCUUGAACAUACAAAACUUAUUGGUAUCUAUGAUGAAUUUGAUCUAUUGUAUUUAUCAGUUCAAGAACAAGUCGAUUUUCUCAAUCGACAUUUACAAAUAUUCAGUUUCUUUGAUCAAGAAGAAUAUUUGACAAGAGAUUUAUCGAAACAAACUGCUGAUCUUCUUUGGUUUCAACUAUAUCAUGAUGUUCUCUUUGAGUUAACAUACAAUAAAGAAGCUAAACAAGAAAUGAUCAAUGCAUCUCGUUCUUAUUAUCGAGAUAAUAUCAAAGAAUUGAAAGUGAUUGAGAAGUUUGAAAAUGAAUAUCAAUCAGAAGAAGCUCUUCAAUGGUAUUCGAAAAAAUCAUUUCUGUAUAAAAUCAUCAACAAAGCAUUAAGAACCAAAGAUUUCGAUCAACUCUACAUAUUUCGAUAUUUUAUGAGAGAUUUAACAGAAAAUCUUGUUCGAGAACAUCAAAAGAUGAUUCAAUCUGGUAAAGAAAUACUAUUCACAUAUCGAGGAAUGAAAUUGAAAAGUGAUCAAAUUCAGAAAUUCAAAGAGAACGAAGGUAAAUUGAUUUCAAUCAAUGGAUUUUUUACAACAAGUAUUCUUUGUUCGACUGCAUUGAAUCAAGCAAUGAAAUCUUCCAAACAAACUGAUCUCAGUUCGGUUCUAUUAGAAAUUCAAUGCGAUCUACAACAGUUAGGUAAUAGUGUUUAUUUCUGUGAAUUAACAUGUGAAGAACAACAAGAAAUUCUGUUCGAUUCAAAUGUCACUUUUCGAUUGGAGAGUGUGAAAAUGCAGGAAAAUAUGUGGUUGAUUAAAAUGAAUGUAUCGAAUCAAGGUCAAAUGAUCAAAGAAAAAUAUAUCAUAGAUUCAGAUCGUCAAAUGAAAGAUCUAAGCAUCAGAAUUCUCUUUGGCCGAUUGAUGUGUGAUAUGGGUCAAUGGAAUCAGGCACAACACUUUUUUCAAUACUUAUUGAACAACUCGAAUAUCUACAAUGAAGAUAUCGCAAAGAUUGAAUAUAAUCUUGGUGAAGUUCUUCAAUGGAAAGGAGAAUGGAGUGAAGCCCGAAAAUAUUAUGAUUGUGCUUAUGAACGAAUGAUGAAUGUGAAACCAAGACGGAUGAAGGAUUCAGCAGAUAUACUCUUCAAUAUUGGUGAAAUACUUUAUCAAGAAGGAAAAUACGAAGAAGCUCUUGAUUAUUAUGAACGAACAUUUGCGAUACGAAAGGAAAGUUAUUCCUCUAUCGAGACCGAUAAGUCUUGCCCACCAAAUUAUCAAUAUAGUCGUUUUCAAAGUUGGGUUCAUGGAUUAUUCUGGUCGAUUUUAUUGAAUUUAGGCAGUUUCUUUCAAUCGUAUUCGCAAUGGUGUUGGACUAGAAAAUUUCGAGAACUUUCUCGUUCGUUGCAUUCGAAAUAUGCGACAAAUAGAACGAAGCCUGUUGACGAACAUUCGAGCAAAACUCAGUUGCAAGAAAUGUGUCGAAACUUAGGGAAAACUGGUUCGCUACGUCUGAGUGAGAUUCGUUUGGAUGGUCAUGUGCCUAUUGCUACUAAUGUCCGUGGCUUCGGAAAAAUUCUUGUCCGACAAGCCAAGUAUGAUGAAGCACUUAUCUUUCAUCAACAAGCACUGACAAUGCUCGAAGAAUAUUAUCAAUUUCCUCAUAUCAAUAUCACUGUUAGUCUUGGCUACAUUGUCGAAAUUCUUACUGAGCAAAAAAACUACGACAAAGCCCUCGAUUUAUGUCAACGAGCGAUGUCAAUCUGUACAGAAUAUUAUCCAAAUGGUCAUUUAUACAACGCCUCCACUCUCAAUUACAUCGGUCACAUUUUGUAUCGUGAAGGGAAGUAUGACGAUGCUUUCAAGUUGUAUGAACAAGCAUUGAUAAUGCAACAAAAGUAUCGUCCGAAUGGCCAUGUCGAUAUUGCUUGUAGUCUGAAUGGAAUAGGACAUGUUUACGAUGGACAAGGAAAAUAUGAUGAGGCUCUAUCAUUUUAUCAACAAGUUCUGGAGAUUCUUCAGAAAUAUUAUGUUAACGGUCACGACAACCUUAUAUGUACUUUGAAUAACAUUGGCUAUAUGAACAAGGAACUACAAAAGUACAAUGAAGCUCUUGGUUUUCAUCGACAAGCAUUAGCAAUGCAAGAGAAAUAUUAUCCAUCAUAUUAUGCAGACAUUGCUCACACUCUCAACUACAUCUCUAAUGUACUAGUUUGUCAAUCAAAAUAUAAUGAAGCUCUAUGCUAUUGUCAACGAGCACUUACAAUGCAAGAGAACUAUUAUCCUUCGGGUAAUGCUUCAACAGCUUCAAGUCUUAACAACAUUGGCAACAUCCUAAGUGAACAAGGAAAGUACAAUGAAGCUAUUGAGUUUCUUCAACGAGCACUGUCAACUGUCGAAAAACACAGUCCAUUUGAUCGAUAUUCCAUUGCUUUUUAUAUGAACAACAUUGGAAUUACAUUGUACAAACAAGAAAAGUAUGAUGAAGCUCUUGAUUAUCAUCGACGAGCACUAGAAAUACAAGAAAAAUAUUGUCCAUCAUGUCAACGUGAAAUCGCCAACACUAUAAAUUAUAUCGGUAAUGUUCUCAUUAAACAAGACAAAUACGAUGAAGCAUUGAAGUCUUAUCAAUGUGCACUUGAAAUGCAAGAGAAGUAUUAUCCAAAUGGUCAUGUGAAUAUUGCGAUAACAUUCAUUAAUAUUGGCACAAUAUUUCGUAAACAACAGAAAUUCGACCAAGCGAUUGAAUAUCAUCAAAAAGCACUAGAAAUUCAAAAAAAAUAUUAUCCAUUAGACAGUGUUAUUAUAGCUGAUACCAUCAAUCGUAUCGGUCAUGUUUUGUACAAUGAAGAAAAGUAUAAUGCAGCAAAUGAUUAUUAUCGAAGGGCACUUGCCAUGCAAGAGAAUUUCUAUCCUGAUAAUCACAUCGAAAUUUCUCAUACUCUCAGCUCCAUUGGUAAUACUCUAUAUGAACAAAAGAAGUAUGAUGAAGCUCUUCAGUUUUAUCAAAAAGCGUUGACUAUUCAAGAAAAACAUCAUGAAUUAGCUCAUGUUUGUAUCGCAAAAAACCUGAAUUUAAUUGGUAAUAUUCUAUAUAGCCAAGAGAAAUAUGAUGAAGCUAUUGAAUUCUAUCAACGAUCAUUAGCUAUUCGAGAGAAAUUGCAUCCAUUAGAUUAUGCUGGAAUCGCCGCCGUUCUUAGCAAUAUUGGGAAAGCUCUGCGUUGGCAAAGAAGGUAUGAUGAAGCUCUUGACUUUCAUCAACGAGCACUAACAAUGCGAAAGAACUGUGAUGCAACUAAUUAUGCUGGCAUUGUUGAUAUGCUAAUUAACAUAGCCAAUGUUCUAAGAGAUCAAGAGAAGUACAAUGAAGCUAUCGAGUUCCAACAACAAGCAUUGAUGAUACGAGAACAACAUUAUCCUUCUGAUGACGUUAAUAUUGCUUAUAGUUUGAGCAGUAUCGCUACUAUUCUGAAUAAACAAAGACAACAUGAUGAAGCGCUUGAGUUCUAUCAACGAGCAUUAGAAAUCUAUGAAAAAAGUUGCCCAUCGAAUUCUGAUGCUAUUGCCAAUGGCCUCAUCGAUAUUGCUGAUAUCCUGAACCAACAAGGAAAAUACGAAGAAGCUAUUGAGUUUCAACAGCGAGCAUUAACAAUUCGAGAAGAUAAUUAUUCCUCGUGUCAUGAGAAAAUUGCGGACAGUCUGAAUCGCAUCGGCGAAAUUCGCUUUGGACAAAGAAAGUACGAUCUAGCUCUCGACUGUUAUCAACGUGCUCUAUCAGUGCUGGAGAGGUGUUUUCCAUGUGGUCAUGUUGAUAUUGCUCGGAGCCUUCAACAUAUAGGUAUUAUCUUGAAUGUACAAGGAAAGCAUGAUGAAGCUCUUGAUUUCCAUCAAAGAGCAAUGAUAAUUUAUCAACAAUAUUAUCCAUCCGAUCAUCCAACCAUAGCUAGUUGUCUUGCUAAUAUUGGUAAUACAUUGACUGAACAAGAAAAAUAUGAUGAAGCUCUCGAUUUCUGUCAACGAGCGGUGGCAAUCUAUGAGCAAUAUUAUCCAUCUGGUCAUGCAAAUCUGGCUACUUGUCUGGCUUAUAUUGGUAAUAUAUUGACGGAUCAAACAAAAUAUGAUGCAGCUCUCGAUGUUUAUUACCGAGCAGUGGCAUUUUACAAGAAAUAUGCACCCAAUCAUACGGAUAUGGUUACUUGCCUGGACAACAUAGCUGAAGUUUUAAGAGGACAAAGAAAAUAUGAUGAAGCUCUCGAAUUUCAACAACAAGCAUUGACAGUACUCAAAAGUAACUCGCCUAGUGAUCGAUUGAGAAUUGCAAGAGAUCUUAAGAACAUAGGUAAUAAUUUGUUUCAGCAAACAAAAUAUGAUGAAUCUGUCGAUUUUUAUCAACAAGCAUUGACCUUAUUCGAAGAAUAUUAUCCCGAUGAUCAUAUUGAAAUUACUGAUUGCUUAUACUGGAUCGCUGCUAACUUCAAUAGAAAUUUCCAUUUUGAUCUUGCUAUUGAAUACUUGGAAAGGUGUUUAUUAAUUAAUGAAGCUAGCUUAUCUCCAAAAGAUCUCGUCAUCACUAACCUGCUUAAUUGUUUGUCACAAGUACACACCACGAGAGACGAGCAUGAAGUGUCUGUUUUGUACGAACAGAAUUGUUUUUUAAUGCGUCUGAAGACUCUACCACCAGAUCAUGAAGACAUUGGCCAUAGCUUAUCGAAUAUAGGUGAAAUUUACGAAAAUCUUCAAAAUCCUACGUUGGCACUUGAUAACUAUCAACAAGCGUUAGCUAUCUACAGGAAAUGUCUGCAUCCAUGGCAUAAUGAGCUAUGGAAGAUGCAAUCGAAUAUUGAACGACUUUUGGAAGAACUUGAAGCACAAGCCGAUUAG
This is a messenger RNA of Rotaria sp. Silwood1, 5160 nucleotides long. NCBI's taxonomy places the organism in Eukaryota, Metazoa, Rotifera, Eurotatoria, Philodinida, Philodinidae. The record is from the annotation of a GenBank genome assembly.